AUACUUAUCUCUGAAAAAGUCGUCAAGUCGACUACUUUAAGAAAUUCUAAAAGAACUUAAAAAAAGUAAUUCAUAAGAUAUCUAAAAAGUUUGUUGACCCUUUUCUAUGACCUAAAAGCUAUCAAUUUGAAGACUUUUAGAAAAUCUUAAAUUAAUCUUUCGAAAGAUAGGUAAUAAGCUAUUCCAAAUGUCAGUGAGUUGUCUAAAAGGCGUCUUUUUGAUGUCUUUUAGAAAUUCUUAAAGAGCUCUCAAGAAAGAUAAGUAUUCAGAUGUCUAAAAGUCAGCCAGUGUUUAUUGGGAAGCAGCGCAUGCGCGAACAGCAGUUCCGACUGCAGCGCGAACCGAUCUACAAUGCAUUGAAUAGAGGUUAUAUAUUUUAAGUUUACUAAUAUCGCGAAUGAGAUGGCCAAAUAAAGGGUUUUGAAGAAAAUUCACAAGAUACAUUUGUUAAAAAUUUGAUUUUUUAAAACUGAAAUGUGGCCUGAUCCAACAGUACGCAAAAAACCAGUUUACUUAGGAGGAACACCCGCUAACAAAGCUUCUUUUCUCUUUGUUGGUAUUGGUACAGGAUUGAUUAUAGGAUGCUACUCUCUGUUAUCAUACACGCAAUAUUUUCAAAAACGGCAAGAAAAAUGUCUACAAGAAUCAAUUAAACAAGAAGAAAAUAAAGAUGCUAAGCUAAUGAUGAUGGAUCCUUUGAUAAAAUCCGCUGUUUCAAGGAAAUUAAAUGAACACAACAGAAUUCCAGAUAGAGUUACAGAAUAAAAGAAUUAUUAACAAUCAAGCAAUAAUGGAAGUCGACAAAGACAAAGCUACCAAAGUUAAUCUUCAAGGCAAGUUGCGCUUGAAGAGGAGCAUUAGCGACAGCAAAUUUUAAGUAUUUGUGUAUCAAGUUUGUCCUCCCUUUGGUGCAUAUGUCUUAAAUAAAAUAAAUAGGAUUUUAAUUCUGAUAAUUCAUCUGUAAUCUGUGAUUUAUUUUUAAGAAAACUCUGUUUUUACUAAUUUUAGUAUGACAUUCAAAUUGUACAUUUUUUUAGUUCUCAAAGUACAUCCAGUUCUAAUGCAAAAAGCAUUUCUAGUCUUAAUACCAAUGAUCAAGAGACUUGCGAUAAUGAACAAUCAUCUCAUAAAGAGAAUGUCUCUAGAUCACCGCAUGCUGAAGAUAGCCUUGCAGAUUUUAAAUCCCCUAAAGCAGGGAGUGCAAAUAGACCUAUUUUAAGUAAAUUCAAAAUAGAUAGUGAAAGAGUAAAAAAGAAAAUUCUCAAAUCCAAAAGUAAAUCUAAUGUGAAAUCAAGAAAGAGCACAUCUAAUAUAAAGCAACCGUCCAUAGAAUCUUCAUUUUUCAAAUCACAAACCUCUCAUCAAAAUGAAAUUAAAGAAUCAGUUCCUUGUCCACUUUGUUUACGUCCAUUUAAAGAUGAUCCUACUUGUACCAAUCAUAUGAAAACUUGUGCUGCUAAAAAUAAGGUUUCUGUGAAACAAUUACUGGAUGCAAAAAAAUUACAAGAUCGUCAAGCAGAGGAAAGAAAAGCUAUGGGUUUACUAGCAACACCUGUUUUACCAGAGAGAAAGAAAGCCUUUCGGAGUAAAAAAUAUGUAGGUUUGAUCGAUUGUUUUUUUAGUAACAUAUAUUUUUCAAAAGUGACUCAGUUCUGUUAUAUAACACUCCUUUCUUAUUAUCAAAUUGUAAAUUAUUAUAUACAUAAUAAUAAUGGAAAUAUUUAAAUAGUUUUUUAAUUAAAAAAUGUAAGUAUUAUUGUCAAUACUUUGUUUUUGAUCUUUGUUUAAAAAGCAAAAUAUUAAUCCUUUAUUAGAGCACUGAAGAUGAUCCACAACUCCAACUUGUGCUUGCAAUGUCAGAAUCUUUGUAUCAAGCAGAACAAAUGGUAGAAUUAGAACAGGCUGCACUGCUAGCUGGCAUUCCUUCAGAAUGUAUAAAAGACAUGAAUGAUGAAGAGCGCAAAACUACAUUACGGAACUUUGGUUUUACUACCAAUAAGCCAGCAACUGGGAUAGCUACAAAUAAAACGAAAAAAAAAAAGCUUCUUGGUCCGACAAUUUUACAAACGCGGUCGAAGGAGGACAAAGAUCGCGUAUUGACAGAGAGAAUAGCUUGCAUUCUGACAGGUGAUGACGCUUUUACUCAAGCUCAACAGAAGACUGAAAUAAUUUCAAGAGAUAAUGAGCCUACACGUUUGAGGAGUAAAAACCUUAAGGAAAUCGAAAAAUCGUCGGAUAAACUAUGGGAUAAAAGCAGGCUAACGAAAAAAUAUAAUGAUUUUUACGUUAAAGAUCUGAAAUCGCAUUUUUUACCAUCAGAUCAACAAGUGGAACCAGCACAAUCAGCUAGUUCCCAAAUUUUAGCUAUUGAUGAUGAUGCUGAGCGUAACGUUGAUUUAUCAAAUGUUUCAAUAGAAUAUGAACCCAUGAAUAUUGAUGUGAUCAUCAAUCAAAAAACAGAAAAGAAUAUUUCUAAUUUAUCGAAUGUUGGUGAAUCCGAGAAUAUGGAUCGCGAAUUUGAAUUUAUGAAGACUUUGAUCUCGAAAUGGAGAAAUACUUUAAAUGACAGUGCGGCAAGUGACUUAAUCAUUUUUGUAAAAAAUGACAAACAUAUCUAUGUCCAUAAAUUAAUUUUUCAUGUGCAAUGCUCAAAUAUUCUACUUCACAUUGAAACUAAUAACUCAGAAAAAAAUCCUCAUAUAAAGGAAAAAAUAUCUUGGAUUAAGUAUGAGCAGCUUUCAGCACUAGCAUUUUUAGAAUUUAUCUAUUGUGGAACUAUUCAUCAGCAUAACAACAUUUUUGAAAAUGACGAUUUAUUGUCAGAAGUGAGACAACUAGCAAGGUUGUAUCAAGUACCAGGACUGUUUACGUACUUAAGAUCAAAGCAGAAAGAAUUCAAAUCCAAAAGACUGGAACAAUCUAAAAGUGUACAUAGAGAUAUAACCAAUCAAUUAAAGGCAACAGAAAUCAAUGAAUCUAUAUCAAAGUUUCAUUCAGAUCCUUUACCUUUUUCAAAAAAUGAUGUAUUUGUCAAAAAAGUCAGUGACAGGCGAAUUACUGCAUCUCCUGAUUUAUUUGAAUCUGAAGAUGAACGAGAAAACGUUUAUUCAUGUAAAACUCAAGAAAAUAAUACUAAUUUAAAAAUAUUAGUGGAAUUAAUUGAUGCUGAUGAUGAAGAAAAUACUAACGAUGUAACAUCAAAUAUUCAAGAUAAGAACACUGAAAAUAUCAGUUCACAAAAAACUUCGGUCAAUCUAGGUGGAAUUACAAGUCCUCAAAGUGACAUAACAUUAUCUUAUUCACCUACAAGAGAUAUACAUGGUACUGUAACUCCAAAGAACAGGAGAUCACCGGACAUUCACAAUGAUAUCACUCCAGAAAGGAUGGAUUAUGAUGGUAAACAAAUUGCUGAAGCAGUGACCCCUAAAGCUGGUAGGUCACCAGAAAGGUUUUAUCGCCUUACUCCAAAAAAAGAACACGACGAUAAUGAUCAAAUUGCUGAAGCAGUGACUCCUAAAGCUGGGAGGUCACCAGAAAGGCACCAUGUCAUUACUCCAGAAGAAAGGUCGUAUGAUAAUGAACAAAUUGCUGAAGCAGUGACACCAAAAGCUAGGAGAUCACCAGAAACGAUUCAGAACUCUCCAUUAGAAAUGAAUGAUUUCAUAAAUAAUGAUAUAUCCAAAGUAAAAACACCAGAAUAUAAUACUUCAGCAAAGCUAAAUGAUUAUGUCACCCCAAAAAAGCGAGUGUAUGCGGAUACAGAUAUUGAAGAUAUUGCACCUACAGUAGCUUCACCAGAAAAUGAUAAUGAAUCAAUGUACACUGCACUAACACCCCCAAGGAAUAAUGAAACUGGUUGUCAACCAGAGAAACAGAACAUUAAGAAAUUAAAAACAGAUUUAAGUUUAUUCAUCGAUAAGGUUCGCAGAGCAAAUGCAAAAUCAGCAUUAGAUACUGAUUCUGAAACAGAUACUCCAAUAUUACGAGUUACACGAAAGAAUCCUUUUCUAAAACAACGUCAUGAUGAUUCUUAUGGAUAUUUACGAAAUGAUGGUCGUAAAAAUAAUGAUCAACGACGCGUAAUCAGUUUACUUGAACAGGACAUAUUAGAAGGGAAAAAUAAGGCACUGAAUGAAACGUCUCGGGAUUCAAGUAGUAGCAAUGCUUUGAAUAAUACUAAAUCGCAUGAUUUAUUAACAAGUGAAUUUCCAAGUAUGAACUUAAGUCCAGAUGUACAAGACGAUUUCAUUGAGGUUCAGAAAACAAAAAAUACAGUAUAUUCUCCCUCAGCAUCAAAAGAUGAAUCUUGUAGUUUUGCAAUACCUGAUAAAGAAAUUUCAAAAACUCAAGCUACAAAGAAUAAAAAAGAAUCAAGAAGUUCACCAAUUUCUGAUGAUGAGAUGCAGGAUAUCACUGUAAAUGAAAGUGAAAUGUCAAUGUAUUCUAGGUAUAAAAAACAUAACAAACACAAUAAUAGCAUAGCAAAAUACAGGGAAGAAUUAAACUUUAAGAACACAAAAGAAGCUGAUUUAAGAAAGAGUUCAAAGAUAUCCAAAAAUCCAAUUCAGUCACCGUUGACCUCGAAACCAAAUGUUGAGAUUGAAGACGUAACAUUAGUUUCCGAUUCUGAUGAAGAACAAUCUAAUAAUAGUACUUUGGAUAAAAAAGAACAUCUUAAUCAAGAAGAUCUUACAUCCAAAUCACAAAUCACAAAUGCAGAUGACACAAAAUUCCCACUUCAUUUAGUUGAUGAUAAUCUAGAGAGAUUGACUGUUUCUAAAGUUGCUAGCUCUACAUCAGCAAAAGAAAAAAAAACGAAACAUAGUCUAAUUGAUUUAUCCGUUGAUUCAGAUGAAGAAAAUAUAAACAACGACAUCACGUUUCCAUAUCGUUUAGCCAUUGAAUCAGAUAACUCAUUAAAAAAUAAAAAGUUGAACGAGAAAGAAUUUUGUAAAGACAUUGACGACGAAAUAAAUAAGAUACUACAGAACAGUCCAGAUUUUCAUAAUCAAUGUGAAAGUAUGCUAGAUAAAUCAAAUAAGCAAAAGAAUCAAGAAAAAGUACAAGAAGACGUUAUUAAAGAAACGUCUAGUAAAAAUCACGGGCAGCGUGAAGUGAUAAAUUUAAGUCCAAUUUCUAUAAUUUCUAGUCCAGAAUUAUGUGAAAUGGAUAGAGAGGAAUUACGUGAAACCAAUGACGAUAGUUUACAUAAAUCGACAAACAAAAAUUUCAAUAGAUCAAAUAUGCUAAGCAACAAAAAGGGAGAUGGAUUUGAUACAAUUGACAACGAAUAUCUUGAGGACAUAGACUUUGAUGAUAAUUGGAUUACGAAGGAUCCUUCCUUGGAAAAUAAUGUUACAAGUAACUCACCUAAGUCGAGUAGCAAUAUUUCUAAGAGACCUCUAACUUCCUUAGAAAAAGUCGUUUCGCCCAGAUCAAGUUUAAAAUCACCAAAGAAUGUUAUGGAUCGAACUCCGCAAAUGUCAUCGCUAAUUUUUUCGCCUAUUUUGAGUCAAAAUAGGCGAAAGUCACGAACAACGACUAGCAAAAAAACUAAUGCCAACGUCACUGAUAGGGAAAAAAACCAAUCACCUAAGCAAUCAUCAAAACAUACUCGAAAGUUAAAAACCAAAUCAGCUUCAGCUACUAAUUUUUCUGAACCAACUGCAAAUAACAGCAAAAAAUAUAAUCUUCAGAGAUCUUCCUCAUUUGUGACUCCAGAACGAAACAAAAACUCGUCCCAAAAAGUUGGUAAACACGCUAAAGACAUGACGCCGCCCAUUGAUUAUAGCCAAUUGGGCACACCAGAAUUACAUAAAGAAUUAAAGAAAUACGGCUUGAAACCUCAAACUCGAAGCAGAGCUACAAUGCUGUUAACACAUAUUUAUAAUGAGACGCAUCGAGCAUCUAUGGCUCAAAAGAGAACUUCAAGCGAUAAUUCAUCAGAUUCUGAUGACGCACCACCACCUAAAAGACAGAAUUCAAAGAAAACGUGUAAAAAAAAUAUUUUAAAAAAGAAAAUUAAUUCUGAGGUAGCACAGUCUUCGCAAAACUGCCCUAUCAUAGCCGAAGAGAUGGACUACGAAGAAGCUGAUGCAGCUAAUUCCUUAGAUAAUCCUGUAAGUAUUAAAGAUGUUUUCACUAGACUGCUCAGAACUAAUAAGGAAUUGUACACUAAAGUUUUAACGUACGAGCCUUUGCCAUUGGAAUCGUUGCAUUUAAUGCUGAAACAAAACGGAUUUAAAUGUAAACAAAACACCCUCAUGGACUUCCUUGAUGAACAGUGCAUAACAUUCCAAGUUCAGAAUAGCAAAGGGAAUCGUAGGAAAAAAAGGGAAAGAAAAAAAUAACCGCCUAUGCUACUUUACUGCCCUACAGAUUCUACUUUCUUAUUAACUUUUCUACAAUCAAUAAUAUAAAAGUAUGUUUGUAGAUAUUGAAAAUACGCAGCGUAGAUUAUAUUUUUUUACACAAGUUGUAGUAGUUAAAAGUACGGCGCAAAAAUUGAGUAAUUCUAAGACAAAAAAUUUUUUAAAAUAUAAAAGAUUUAUUCAUUGUUUAUAAACCGUAAUAAAAGAUAAGUCAACAA
Molecule: messenger RNA, 6589 nt
Organism: Nasonia vitripennis (jewel wasp)
Lineage: Eukaryota; Metazoa; Arthropoda; Insecta; Hymenoptera; Pteromalidae
Product: J domain-containing protein DDB_G0295729
Exons: 10
Coding region: 1854-6350 (1498 amino acids)
Biological process (GO): interstrand cross-link repair; DNA replication; resolution of meiotic recombination intermediates
Cellular component (GO): nucleus; Slx1-Slx4 complex
Molecular function (GO): enzyme binding
Source: RefSeq, a predicted model, not a curated record